AUGUCGCUUGAGAUUCCGCCCAGCAGUUCAAAGAGCCCAAGCUCGGGCUUGUUCUCUCCUGGGUUUGCAAAUUCCCCAGCCCAAGGCAACAUGAACGCCGCCUGGGACACCAACGAGGCCAACGGGCACAACAACGCACACCAGCCCGAUUAUUUUUCCGCAGACCUUGACUUUGACACGGCGUACAUGCUAAUGACUAAUGAACUCGAUGCGGGCGUUCCUUCGAACGCCGAGCUCUCCGCCGCGAUCAAACACUCCGCCGGCUCGCAAACUACCCCUGGCUCCAGUUCUACUGACCAGUCGACCACGGUCCCGCAGACACCGCCGAUAACCAAUGUCGUGUCCACGGGGCUGUCGCCUUUCUAUAGAUCGCCGAAACUUGUCCAGGAACAGCUUUCGCGACCCUUGACCCCGGAAAACACCAAACUUCCCGACAAAAACAGCUUUUUUGCGCGAUCGUCCUCGUCGUUUCAUUUUGGCGAGUCAAGUCCUGCCCAGGCCACGUCGCCUGUGUCGCCAAACACAAGGAAUUUGCUCACCACGUUCAACAACCUGAGCUAUUCUGCGAACCUGGUGGGUCUGGCUCGACAGCAGUCGUCAGAGCUUCUUUCCGUGUCCGAAACGUCUGCGCUUGAGAACUUUCUGGACUCGAUCGCCAACGACCAGAACUUGUCGAACCUCUCCAAACACUGGCACUCUAUUGACCCUCUGGCCAGCUCAAUAAAGGACUCGAAAAAGCUCCCUGAGACCGAGCUGGAGGUGAUCAUCAAGAGAGACGACGGGGCGCAGUCUCUGCCGUCGACUCUGACGCAAGAGGAGAAGCUGGCCCAAGAAAACUGCCAAAAACGACAACGGAGCAAUUCUUUUUCCAAAAAGCUGCUCACAGAGGAGGAGAAGAAGCUGAACCACUCGGCGUCGGAGCAGAAACGGCGCGCAAUGAUAAAGAACGCAUUUGACGACCUGUGCGAUCUCAUAAGUUCGUCUCCUGUGUAUCUACGACAGACCAGAGGCGAUGGUAGCAAGCCGAAAAGCAAGCGCAAAACAAUGUCCAAAUACAACGUCAUGAUGCACUCGAUAGAGGAAAUUGAUCGGCUUCAAGAUGUUAAUAGACGGCUCAAGCAGCUGAUAGGGUAA
Ogataea angusta is the source of this 1134-nucleotide messenger RNA. RefSeq lists its product as uncharacterized. The coding region runs from base 1 to 1134 and encodes 377 amino acids. The record is from RefSeq and is a predicted model, not a curated record. The transcript has a single exon. Gene Ontology annotation, molecular function: protein dimerization activity. Lineage: Eukaryota; Fungi; Ascomycota; Pichiomycetes; Pichiales; Pichiaceae.